AUGACUGCCGCCACCACUGCCAGCGGCAACGGCGCUGUCGACCAGGUUGCCGACAAGCUCGCACAGACCACACUCCCUGCCUCGUCCAACGGCACCAACGGUGACUCGAAUGGCCACACCAACGGCGACCACGGCAACGAGGACGAGGGCGAAGAUGGCGAAGAUGAUGAUGACGACGAAGACGAGGCUGACGCUGGUGCUGCCGCCGAUACCGGUGCUGCCAAGAAGAAGAAGAAGAACAAGAAGAAGAAGAAGAAGUCCAAGGCCAAGAUGACACAGACCGUCCCCCCUCGUGUCGGUCUCACAAAGAUCUUCACCAACGGCAAGUACCCCGUCGGAGAGAUCCAGGAGUACGACACAUCCAAGUUCAGCGAGGAGAGGAAACGUGUCACGGGCGAAGAGCUCCGCGAACGCGAGAGACUCGUCCAGCAGGAGGAAGGUUUCGACUACAACAUCAUCCGCCGUGCUGCCGAGGUGCACAGGCAAGUGCGUCAAUACGCACAGAGCGCCAUCAAGCCCGGCAUGAGCAUGAUCGAGAUUGCCGAGAUCGUAGAGGACGGCACGCGUGCGCUCGUCGAGGCCGAGGGCUUCGAGUCCGGUAUCGGUUUCCCCACUGGUGUCUCGGUCAACGAGUGUGCCGCGCACUACACUCCCAACGCAGGCGACAAGCGUGUGCUCCAAGCCACCGACGUGCUCAAGGUGGAUUUCGGUGUGCACGUCAAGGGUCGCAUUGUCGAUUCGGCGUUCACGCUCAACUUCGAGCCCACCUGGGACCCUUUGCUCGCUGCCGUCAAGGCCGCCACCAACGCCGGUAUCAAGGAAGCCGGUAUCGAUGCGCGUCUGGGCGAGAUUGGCGCUUCGAUCCAGGAGGUCAUGGAAUCGCACGAGUUCGAGGCCAACGGCAAGACGCACCAGGUCAAGUGUGUGCAGAACCUCAACGGACAUAGCAUCGAGCGUUACUCGAUCCACGGCGGCAAGUCGGUGCCCAUCGUUGCGAUGCCCGACCUCGACGUCAGGAUGGAGGAAGGCGAAUACUACGCCAUCGAGACGUUCGGCUCUACAGGUCGAGGUUACGUGAUCGAUCAGGGCGAGUGCUCGCACUACGCGCGAAAGAAGAACCUGCCCAAGUCGAUCCCUAUCCGCGUCCACUCGGCGCACGGUCUGCUUCGCACCAUCAACAAGCACUUUGACUCGUUGCCGUUCUGCAGACGUUACCUCGACCGUGCCGGCGAGAAGAACUACCUCUUGGGUCUCAAGCAUCUGGUCUCGUUGGGCGUGGUGCAGGACUACCCGCCACUGUGCGAUAUCGCCGGUGCCAUGACGGCGCAGUACGAACACACCAUCUUGCUCCGUCCGACGUGCAAAGAGGUGGUUUCGCGCGGUACCGAUUACUAA
This is a messenger RNA of Sporisorium graminicola, 1395 nucleotides long. RefSeq lists its product as uncharacterized. Lineage: Eukaryota; Fungi; Basidiomycota; Ustilaginomycetes; Ustilaginales; Ustilaginaceae. Gene Ontology annotation, molecular function: metalloaminopeptidase activity. Gene Ontology annotation, biological process: proteolysis. The record is from RefSeq and is a predicted model, not a curated record. Bases 1 to 1395 code for a protein of 464 amino acids. The transcript has a single exon.